Leptopilina heterotoma is the source of this 1672-nucleotide messenger RNA. RefSeq names its product sialin (gene MFS3). NCBI's taxonomy places the organism in Eukaryota, Metazoa, Arthropoda, Insecta, Hymenoptera, Figitidae. The record is from RefSeq and is a predicted model, not a curated record. Gene Ontology annotation, biological process: transmembrane transport; monoatomic anion transport. The transcript has 10 exons. Bases 107 to 1672 code for a protein of 521 amino acids. Gene Ontology annotation, molecular function: transmembrane transporter activity.
AUUCAGCAGCUGUUGGAACGUGAUGGAGUGAUCAUACAGUGUUGGUGCCAAAAAGUAAAUUUGAAUUUUGAAUAUUAAGCCAAAAAUAGAAAAGAAAAAAAGAACCAUGGCAGCCGGGAGCUUAAAUGAAAAUCGGGGAGGUCAUGCCAUUAUUCCCAUGAGAUAUAUAAUGUCCAUAAUGGGUUGUAUUGGCAUGGCAAUAAUUUAUGGCUUCAAAGUUAAUGUCAGUGUGGCGAUGGUUGCGAUGGUUAAUGAAACAGCGAUCAAAUUAUUGCCAAAGGAUCACAGUACAAUUAUUAAUCCAUCAUUGAACUCGAGUUUUCAUCCAUCUGUCAAUUCUACUCUCAAUACUAUUUUUAAUGCAACAAGUGUCAGUGGAACUUUACAUGAAUUAAGUAAAUCUUCUAAAACUGAUGGACCAUUUGUUUGGAGUAGACCGCUACAGGGUCUAAUUAAAUCCUCCUAUUUUUGGGGCUAUAUGGUGUCACUAAUACCUGCUGGAAGAAUGUCUGAACUUCUUUCUGCCAAAUGGGUGAUGAAUGUAUCCGUUUUAUUGAACGUUGUUGCUUCAGUUCUAUCACCUGUUGCUGCCCAAAUGCAUUAUUCUUUCUUUAUCGCUAUGAGAUUUAUACAAGGAAUUGGCGGUGGUGUCACAUUUCCGGCGAUGCAUGUUAUGGUUUCCAAAUGGGCUCCGCCAAAUGAAAGAAGCGUUUUGACAUCCAUCGUUUAUGCAGGAACUGCUCUUGGAACGGUGAUAUCAUUAAUCUUGACGGGAAUUCUCGCUGAUAAUUUUGGCUGGGCGUCAGUUUUCUACAUUGAGGGUGCUCUUUGUUUAAUUUGGUGCACUGCCUGGUGGUUAAUGGUUGAAGACAGUCCAGAUAAACAAAAACGAUUCAUCACCUCCGAAGAAAGAGAGUACAUUCUUUCGUCUUUGAACAAAUCCGUUGGCAAAAGUUCACAUGGUGCCGGCGUACCUUGGCGAAAAGUUUUUACUUCGCCACCGUUUUUGGCAAUUUUGGUCGCUCACUUUUGCAGCAACGUUGGAUGGUACAUGUUACUCACUGAACUUCCCCAUUACAUGAAUCAAAUGCUGGAAUUUAACUUAAGCGAGAAUGCAGGACUUUCCGCGCUACCAUUCUUUUGUAUGUGGAUUUUUACAAUGGGCUUGAGCAAAAUUCUUGCAAUUAUGCAGGAGAAGAAUUGGAUUUCCGUAACUGUUUCCAGAAAAAUAGGAACACUGUUCGCAUCUGCAGUGCCAAUGUUGUGCUUGAUCGGUGUCUCUUACGUUGGUAAAGAUAGAUUUCUCGCCGUUACCUUGAUGACAAUUGGUGGCACAUGUCUCGGAGGAAUGUACUGUGGUUUUCUUGCGAAUCACAUCGAUAUCGCUCCCAAUUAUGCCGGUACACUUGUUUCAAUCACAAAUUUCUUUGCGACAAUUCCAGGCUUAACAAUUUCCGUUAUCGUUGGAAAACUCACCGAUGGAAAUGAAACAGUCGAGGCGUGGCGAGUAGUUUUCUUCAUCACAGUGAUAUUUUACAUCGUUGAAAUGUUGGUUUACACGAUGUUUGGAACGGGCGAGGAGCAACCAUGGAAUAGAGUAGAUGAAGUGGGUGUUAAUGUUGAAGAAGCAACAGAUCAAAAAGUACAUCUAAAAGAACAUCGCGAAUUAUGA